This is a messenger RNA of Leptinotarsa decemlineata (Colorado potato beetle), 1538 nucleotides long. It is a transcript of the gene Pdi, whose product is annotated as Protein disulfide isomerase. Lineage: Eukaryota; Metazoa; Arthropoda; Insecta; Coleoptera; Chrysomelidae. Gene Ontology annotation, molecular function: protein disulfide isomerase activity. Gene Ontology annotation, cellular component: endoplasmic reticulum. The record is from RefSeq and is a predicted model, not a curated record. Gene Ontology annotation, biological process: protein folding; response to endoplasmic reticulum stress.
UUUCAGCCAAUCAGAAAUCCACACGAAGUGUUAGUGCUUCGUCAUCAGAAGCACAAAUAAGUCAAGCACGUAGUCAAAAACACAACCCGGUAAAAAUAUUUGGAAUCUUCACUUUUACAGUUCAUUUCGUGAUAAGAGGUCGUCCACUUUGAAGUUAAUGUGGAUUGGUUUGAGUGCCACGUUGGUCUGAAGAAAACGUCGAAAGUAGGAUAAAUAAUUCAUUUAUUUUGGCCAAAUAUUCACUCAAAUCAUACGAAAUGAAGCUGGGCGUAUUUGUGUUUUUACUGCAUGUGAUAAAUGUAGUUUUUUCGGAUGAAAUUGCCACCGAAGAUGGAGUCCUGAUUUUGAAUAAAGAAAACUUCAAGUCUGCAGUUUCUGACAAUGAGUUCAUCUUGGUAGAAUUUUAUGCUCCAUGGUGUGGACACUGCAAGGCCUUAACUCCGGAAUAUGCAAAGGCAGCCAAGCAGUUAGCAGAACAAAGCUCGCCUAUCAAGCUUGCAAAAGUUGAUGCAACUGAAGAACAAGACCUUGCCGAGGAGUUUGGAGUUAGAGGUUACCCUACUCUGAAGUUCUUCAGAAAAGGAAGUCCUUCUGAAUAUUCCGGAGGAAGACAAGCCGAUGACAUUGUCAGUUGGCUAUUGAAGAAAACUGGCCCACCUGCCAAGGAACUUUCAUCCGUUGAUGAAGCUAAAGAAUUCAUCGAAGCUAAUAAGGUUGCUGUGAUCGGUUUCUUCAAGGAUCAAUCCACCGAGGAAGCCAAAGCAUUCUUGGGUGUUGCUGCUGCCAUAGAUGACAUUCCUUUUGGUAUUUCUGCUGAUGAUGGCGUUUCCAGUGAGUAUGAAGCAGCUUCCGACUCGAUCGUCUUAUUCAAGAAGGUAAGCUAUAUUUUUGCUAUCCAAAAUAGAUUAAACAGUCGCAGACCUAGUACAGAGAUAUCAACCAGUAAAAAAUGUACCCACUUAGUAGAAAUCAGAUANGACGAAUCCUUCGAGAAGAUCUCAGAAGCCGCUAGGUCAGUAGCCAAACCAUUCAAAGAACAAGUAUUGUUCGUCACUAUCGACGCUGACGAAGAAGACCAUCAAAGAAUCCUAGAGUUCUUUGGAAUGCAAAAGAAAGAAGUGCCAGCUGCCAGACUUAUCAAGUUGGAGGAAGACAUGGCCAAAUACAAACCUGACAGUGAUGAUCUGAGCGCGGAAACCAUUCAGAAAUUCGUUCAGGACUUCUUGGACGGAAAACUGAAGCAGCACCUACUCAGUCAGGAUCUUCCCGAAGACUGGGAUAAGGAACCCGUUAAGGUUCUGGUUGCCAGCAACUUUGAAGAAGUGGCACUCGACACUGAAAAAGACGUUUUGGUAGAGUUCUACGCUCCCUGGUGCGGACACUGCAAACAGUUGGCUCCAAUUUACGACAAAGUUGGAAAACAUUUCAAAGACAACAGUAACAUCGUUGUAGCCAAGAUGGAUGCUACCGUCAAUGAACUCGAGUUCACUAAAGUCACGAGCUUCCCCACGCUGAAACUGUACAAAAAGGGAGAUAAU